CACUCUCCUAGAUCUCCUCCAACUCUCUCUCUCUCUCUAUAUAUAUAUAUAAACUCAUUAGAUUCAGAUAUUUUCAUUGACCACAUUGCUUGUUGGUUUGUUUUCAUCCUUAACCUUUCUCUAAAUAAAUAUAAAUGAAAAUAUAAGAAAAAUAAAAUAAAACAGAGAACCCAAAUGUACAAAAGUAGCUGCACCUUCACCCCCAACAAAAUUGGAACCAUUUUCAUAAAGUUUUGAGCUUUAAAUUCUGUCUUCAAUGGCCGCCGCCGCUGCUGCUGUUGCUGUUACAAGGCUUCACAUAUGCCCACAUGGGUUAAACUUAGACCUGUUCAAUUCCAAGGCUCACUUCCGAACGGGACCGACCAUCCUGAUUGGACCCGGUUUUAGCGGGUCAGUGCGCCCUGUCCGUCGUGGGUUUGGCUUGAAAAAGUGCAGGGCUUAUAGGAACGAGAGUGACGAUGGAGGGGACGCGGAAGAGAAAGAGAGAGAAAGUGCGAGAAAGUGUGGGAAAGUGAAGGAAAAUCUGAAAUUGAACAAAGGAAGUGGGUUUUGGAGUUGCUUGAAGUACGCUGUCACGGCUGGUUUUGGCUCAGGUUCAAGAAACAAUGAUGAGUACGGCAAGGCUGUGGCCAAGUGUGAGGAAGUCUUUUCCUCCAUUGCCGUCCAAAUUGGAAGAUAUAUUGUGACCAUGAUGAGUACUGGAGUUAUACUAGGCGUUGGAUUUCAGUUAUCAGGUGGUGACAGCCAAAUGCACACCUUAAUCUGGUAUAGCUGGCUUGGAGGGAUUAUCAUUGGGACUAUGAUUGGAGCUAACAUGGUUUUAGAGGAACACUGUCGUGCUGGUCCCCGUAAUGUUGUCAUAACCGGAAGUACACGGGGACUUGGGAAGGCUCUUGCUCGUGAAUUUCUUCUUUCGGGAGAUAGAGUGGUUAUCGCUUCUCGCAGCCCUGAGUCUGUAGUCGCAACUGUGAGAGAGCUCGAGGAAAACUUGAGGGAAGGUCUACUCUCUGCAGGUGGCUCAUCCAGGACAAACCUUAGACAUGCUAAAGUUGUUGGCAUAGCAUGUGAUGUUUGUAACCCUGAUGAUGUACAGAAAUUGGGGAAUUUCGCUGCCAAAGAACUUGGUUACAUUGAUAUUUGGAUAAAUAAUGCUGGCACAAACAAGGGAUUUAGACCCUUGCUGCAAUUCACUGAUGAAGACAUUAAGCAGAUUGUCUCAACAAACCUGGUUGGUUCACUCCUUUGCACUCGAGAAGCCAUGGGUUUAAUGGGAAACCAAGUGAAGGGAGGGCACAUAUUCAAUAUGGAUGGGGCAGGUUCUGGGGGAUCAAGUACCCCUUUGACUGCUGUCUAUGGAUCAACAAAAUGUGGCCUAAGGCAGCUUCAAGCAUCACUUCUGAAGGAGUCAAGGCGAUCCAAAGUCGGAGUCCACACAGCAUCUCCAGGAAUGGUUCUUACAGAUCUACUUUUGAGUGGUUCCACCAUACAAAAUAAGCAAAUGUUCAACAUCAUAUGUGAGCUCCCUGAAACUGUUGCUAGAACAUUAGUUCCACGAAUGCGGGUUGUAAAAGGAAGUGGGAAAGCCAUAAACUACUUGACCCCACCUAGAAUCUUACUUGCUUUAGUUACCAUAUGGCUGCGACAAGGGCGCUGGUUUGAUGAACAGGGGAGAGCAUUGUAUGCUACAGAGGCAGACCGAAUCCGUAACUGGGCUGAAAACCGCACUCGAUUUUCUUUCACUGAUGCAAUGGAGAUGUACACCGAGGGCACUUGGCUAUCUGUAUUCUCACUCUCUGUCGUAUGCGCCUUCAUAAUUCUUUCCAGCACAAGCAGUAACUUCCCUGGCACUUGAGCUUUGGCUAAUUACUCAGAACCUGAAAACAGUUGGAAGUUGGAACAUAUUAGAAAAAAUGUUUAUUUUUUCUCAAAGAAGCAGCUUUGGUUGAUGGGAUGACACUUAAAAAAGUAACUCAACACCCUCAGAAAAAUGCAGUUUUUUUCCCCUGCAUCCUUAAAUCACUUAAGCACCACCAGUAAUUUGUUUUACUAUGCCCAUUUGUAGAGCUUUUAAGGGUUAUAAUAUACAAAAGAAAUAUAUGAAGAAUAUAUCAAAGAAAGCAAGAAUUGUUCAUGUUUGUUAAAUGUCAAUGGAAGAAGAUGCUUGUAACAUGUAAAUUGGUAAGUGAUUUGUCAUGAAAUUCAAUUUCAUUUAUUAUUUUUCUUUUCA
Cannabis sativa is the source of this 2227-nucleotide messenger RNA. RefSeq names its product probable chlorophyll(ide) b reductase NYC1, chloroplastic. Bases 257 to 1852 code for a protein of 531 amino acids. The transcript has 10 exons. Gene Ontology annotation, biological process: PSII associated light-harvesting complex II catabolic process; chlorophyll catabolic process. Gene Ontology annotation, molecular function: chlorophyll(ide) b reductase activity. The record is from RefSeq and is a predicted model, not a curated record. NCBI's taxonomy places the organism in Eukaryota, Viridiplantae, Streptophyta, Magnoliopsida, Rosales, Cannabaceae.